AUGAGUUAUUACAACCAGCAGCAGCCUCCUGUUGGCGUCCCUCCUCCUCAAGGUUAUCCACCGGAAGGAUAUCCUAAGGACGCUUAUCCACCACCAGGGUAUCCACCACAAGGAUAUCCACAAGGAUAUCCACCCCAAGGAUAUCCUCCUCCUCCACCUUAUGCUCCUCAGUAUGCCCAACCACCCCCACAACAGCAGGGCAGUUCUGGACCUGGUUGCUUGGAAGGAUGGUAG
Dovyalis caffra is the source of this 234-nucleotide messenger RNA. The record is from the annotation of a GenBank genome assembly. Lineage: Eukaryota; Viridiplantae; Streptophyta; Magnoliopsida; Malpighiales; Salicaceae.